Bacidia gigantensis is the source of this 456-nucleotide messenger RNA. RefSeq lists its product as uncharacterized. NCBI's taxonomy places the organism in Eukaryota, Fungi, Ascomycota, Lecanoromycetes, Lecanorales, Ramalinaceae. The coding region runs from base 1 to 456 and encodes 151 amino acids. The transcript has a single exon. The record is from RefSeq and is a predicted model, not a curated record.
AUGGGCAAGGCUCCUAGUCAGGGUACUCGCCAUCACGCACGAACAGCACCCUACCCAACAGCCACCCCAACUCCAACUACCCCAUACGAGCCUCGCACACCUCCUCUAACCAUCGAUGACAAACCGACCAACUCAGCAUGGCUGCCAAAGAACGAUAGCCUCCUUCAACAACUCCGCUCACAAGGUCACAAUUGGCAGUCCAUUGCCAGUAACCACUUCCCGGACAAGACUCCUAAUGCGUGUCGCAAGCGUUAUGAGCGACUCAUGGAGAGGAAAACCGCGGCUGACUCUUGGGAUCAUUCUAAGAUGGAAGCACUCGGCAAGGCUUACCUUGAAGUGCGCGAGGAGAUGUGGACCUUGCUUGCCAACAGAGUUAACGAAAAGUGGCAAACGGUCGAGUCCAAAGUACGAUUGCAAACCAUUCCCGUUGUGAGCCUAGAGACUGACAUUGACUAG